Linum trigynum is the source of this 3638-nucleotide messenger RNA. NCBI's taxonomy places the organism in Eukaryota, Viridiplantae, Streptophyta, Magnoliopsida, Malpighiales, Linaceae. The record is from the annotation of a GenBank genome assembly.
UCUAGCGGAUAUGGAAAUUCAUAAUUUGGGUUGUCUUUGAAAGGAAACAAUUUCAGGUUAUAUCAUUGAUGCGUCAGUAUCAUCAACAAAUCCACGAAUGGAUCGGUUUACGAACUGACUGAGUGACCUCAGCUCCUCCCCUCCAUAUUGAGUGCUUGAACGCUUCAGACCCUGUCUUAUUCACUUGCAUGUGACAUGGUGCAACAAGGAAUGGAUCACAUUCGGCGGGAGGAAUGGUUUCAAAAGACCGGAGUGGUUUGAUUGCCUUGGCUAGGGGAGUACAUAUUGAAAUUAUUGAUGAUCCACCAAUAGUAGAACUAUUAGUGGUCCGCAAGGCUAUCCAAUGUUGACUAGAUUGUGGCCUCUCACAUGUUCGUUUUGAAGGGGACGCAAAGGUGGUCAUUGACAAGAUAAACCAGGCCGAUAAAAAAGAUUAUCACUUUGGAGCCAUUCUCGAGGAAGUUCUUUGUUUGUUGGCAAUCCAUAAUGGUCUUAGCUAGCGUAGGAUUUGUAGGUCAAGUAAGCAAUGAAGUAGCCCACUUGGUGGUUAGAAAGACUAUUUAUAGCCGACUAUGUGUCGUUCUUUUUAUUUUCUGUCCUGGUUGUAUACCAGGGGGUAAUGUGUUUACUAUCUUUUUUAAUCGAUACAAGUUAAUCUUUUAUAAUAAAAAAAACCAAAUGCGCCAAAAACCAUAAAAUAAUAUUCAAAACCAAUCAAACAUAAAUAAAACGACAAACUAGUCCAAAUACAUAAAUCACCCAAACUGGGUUUCUAACAAUUUGUUAGAGAAGCCGAAAACGAACAAUAUUAUCGGUAGUUUAACUCUAGAUUGAAAUAUAAUGAAAAAAGGUAAAAAAAAAAAAUUAAAAUCGUUUAUUUUGCUUAUUUUGUUAAUUGUCUUUCACUCUCUCACACGUUCUAUUUCCUUUCCUUUCACCCUUCUCCACAACACGCUCUCACCUUCCAUUUAUAUCUCUGCGUUAUCAAUCUAUCAAAUGCUGGUAGCUCGACAACAAAGCAUAGUAAGCAAUUUCUUCGGAUGCCCGACAAUGGCGGAACCGGGUAACUUGGAACCCUCCACCCAUCCCCUUCAUCACGAGGGAAAGACCAAACCUUAUAUUUUUUCUCUUUCCUCUCAACGGUCCGCCAUCUCCUACUACCAAGCUACGGUAGCAUCUCACCUCCUAACUUCCAUUCUUCUUCUUUUCACCCCUCUCCCUUCUUCCUUCCUCCCCGUCUUUAAUGGGUUUUCUCAAUUUGUGUUCUUAACUUCCGAAACUCCAUCUUUCCCGUUUCGUCGCCCUCUUUUCACUGAACUGAUCCGCCAUAGUCGUCGUCCUCUGUUUUUCUUUUCUUCCUCUAGGAACAGAGUUGAUCACGUUUUUUUUUUUGUGUGUAAUUCACGAAAUCUUAUUCAAUUGUUGAUGGAUCUCAUCAUCCAUUCCCAAUGCCGUCCAGGGGACACCCAAAAGAUUUUGAUCUCUUGGGAUUCACCAAGCUAGAAAGCAAAAACAAUUCUUCAUUGAAAAAUAAGAUAAUGGCGUGUUUGCCAGUCGGUAUGGGGCAAGCGACGACUUCUUCUCCACCGCCUGAUCUUCCACUCCCACCUCCUCCUUCUGGCCAGAUUCCCAGGCUACCGGAUGGAAGCAAAGGCACCGAUCAGUGCAGUACCAGCGGCAGCACCAAGGGGGGAUUUGGUUCCCCUGAGACGUCGCCGGAGGCCGAAAAGGGUGACACUUUGGGGAACAUGAACCAGUUCAGUAGUGUAGGAAAGCCGCCCAGAAAUGUAUCCGCUAUGCGCCACUGUAGCAGCUCUGUUUUCUUGCCUGAUUCUGAAUCAGAUAUGGGAAUGGGCGGGUUGAAAUCUCCAGGUUCAUCAUCAACAUCAAAUGACAAGACGCAGUCCUCGUUCGAGCCAUGGUUUCGUUCAGGAAGUUGGUCGGAGAAAGGCCCCAAACAGUUCAUGGAAGACGAGUUCAUUUGCGUCGAUGAUCUGCAGCAACAUAUCCACCAUCUCUUUGGGUCUACUACUUCUGCAGCAAGUAACGACAGCGACAGCAGCCAUAAGUACAAGGAGCUGCCUUCACCAUCCGCAGCAUUUUAUGGGAUCUUUGAUGGGCAUGGAGGGGUGGACGCGGCGUCGUUUGCAAGGAAGAACAUGCUGGAAUUCAUAUUGGAAGACUCGCAGUUCCCAAGUGGGACGAAGAAGGCGGUGAGGAAUGCGUUUGUGAAGGCCGACCAUGCGCUCGCCGAUGCCAAAACUGUCGACACUUCCUCUGGCACCACCGCCCUCACUGCUCUUAUUCUCGGCAGGAGGAUGUUGAUCGCGAAUGCUGGAGAUUCGCGAGCAGUGUUGGGGAAGCGAGGGAGAGCAAUCGAGCUAUCGAAGGACCACAAACCCAAUUGCACGUCAGAAAGGCAGAGGAUAGAGAGAUUGGGAGGGGUGAUAUACGACGGCUACCUAAACGGGCAGCUCUCGGUGGCUCGCGCUCUGGGAGAUUGGCACAUCAAGGGUGCGAGUGGGAAGGGGGGCAAGAGCCCACUGAGCGCGGAGCCUGAGCUAGAAGAGAUGGAGCUGACGGAAGAGGACGAGUUCUUGAUCCUGGGAUGUGAUGGAUUGUGGGACGUGAUGAGCAGCCAGUGCGCAGUGACCAUGGUGCGGAAGGAGCUUAUGCAGCACAACGAUCCCGCGAGGUGCUCCAAGGCUUUGGUUAAGGAGGCCUUACAACGCAACUCUUGCGACAACUUAACCGUUGUUGUUGUAUGUUUCUCGUCGGAUCCACCUCCCAAAAUCGAGAUCCCUAGGAUCCAUCGGAGGAGAAGCAUCUCGGCUGAGGGUUUGGAUCUUCUUAAAGGUGUCCUAAAUAACGUAUAGAAAAACAUGAACAAAUAUAACCAUAUAAUGGCGAAAUUGUUGUUUUCUAGUUGACAAGGAUGUACGAUGGUCCUCUUUGACAUACUCCAAAACACUACAUUGCUAGGUGCAAGGACUAGAAAUUUGUGACAAGUGAGUGAGUAUAAUACACAAAUUAGACAUCAAUAAAUUGUAAGAAGUUAGUGGAGUGUUAAAAAGAGAGGACUAGAACCAUACACAAUACAAUACAAAACGUAAGAGAGAGAUUGAUAUUUUUUUGGGAUUACUAUAGUGAUCAAUGCUCAUUUUCCCCCUGUAUUUUCUUGGGAGCAACAGUAGCCAUCAGUCUAUUCACCCAGCCAUACAAGUGGAGUAUUGUAGAGUUUUGAUUUCACUGAGAGUUUUUCUUUUCAAUUCUUUUGUUACCCAAAGAAAAGAGAUGAGAGUAAUGAGAUACGCUAGACGAGGGCUAGUUUUGUACCUAAUGGACUUUUAUAUGAUCAUAGAUUCACAGUAGAUACACUUGAAUCACGAUGAUAGUAAUGGGUGAACGGUGAAAAUAACCAAACCAGGAAUUCACAUUCGGUGUGAAUUCACAAUAUUUUUUUGCCCGUAUUUUUCGACGGUAAGAAACAAAUUAAAAAUAAAUAAUUCAUAAAAUUAUUGUGUAAGAUACACCAUAAACUUUACAUGUUGUCUUAAUCAUUAAGAAAUAUUUACAUAAUAUUUUUAUUUAAUUAAUACAUAAGAAUAAAUAUUCACAGAUAAACUUAAGUAUUUUCU